Messenger RNA from Triticum urartu, 1386 nucleotides. RefSeq names its product peroxidase 50-like. Gene Ontology annotation, molecular function: heme binding; peroxidase activity. Gene Ontology annotation, biological process: response to oxidative stress; hydrogen peroxide catabolic process. NCBI's taxonomy places the organism in Eukaryota, Viridiplantae, Streptophyta, Magnoliopsida, Poales, Poaceae. The record is from RefSeq and is a predicted model, not a curated record.
ACUUCCCUCCUCGCUCCCGCGCCCCCACGCACGCGCACACUCGCUCGCACUCUCUAGGCGCGCAGCCGGUACAAAUCGUGCGUGCCGGCGUCAGUCACGCACGGUGCCUUGAGUUCGCCCACACGCGCGCGCGCGUCCACGCCGAGCUGAGCUGAGCUGAGCAGAGCAGAGCAGGACUUGUUCGACCGGCAAUGGCGAGGGCAUUCUUACCCUCCGGCCUCGUGGCGGUGGUCGCGCUCGCGUGCCUCGCCGACGCCGCGGCCGCGCAGCUGCGGCAGAACUACUACGCCAGCAGCUGCCCCAGCGCCGAGUCCACCGUGCGCUCCGUCAUCUCGCAGCACGUCCAGCAGAGCUUCGCCGUCGCGCCCGGCACGCUCCGCCUCUUCUUUCACGACUGCUUCGUCCGGGGGUGCGACGCGUCGGUGAUGCUGAUGGCGGCGAACGGGGACGACGAGAGCCACAGCGGCGCGGACGCCACGCUGUCGCCGGACGCCGUGGAGGCCAUCAACAAGGCCAAGGCCGCCGUCGAGGCGCUCCCCGGGUGCGCCGGCAAGGUCUCCUGCGCCGACAUCCUCGCCAUGGCCGCGCGCGACGUCGUCUCCCUGACCGGCGGGCCGAGCUACGGCGUGGAGCUGGGCCGGCUGGACGGCAGGUCGUUCAGCAAGUCGAUCGUGAAGCACGUCCUCCCGGGCCCCGGCUUCGACCUCAACCAGCUCAACGCGCUCUUCGCCAGCAACGGCCUCACCCAGUUCGACAUGAUCGCGCUCUCCGGUGCGCACACGAUCGGGGUGACGCACUGCGACAAGUUCGUGCGUCGGAUCUACACGUUCAAGCAGCGGCUGCGGUACAACCCGCCGAUGAACCUCGACUUCCUGCGGUCGCUGCGCAAGGUGUGCCCCAUGAACUACCCGCCCACGGCGUUCGCCAUGCUGGACGUGACCACGCCCAAGACCUUCGACAACGCCUACUUCGACAACCUCCGGUACCAGAAGGGCCUGCUCGCCUCCGACCAGGUGCUCUUCACCGACCGCCGCUCCCGCCCCACCGUCAACCUCUUCGCCGCCAACUCCACCGCCUUCUUCGACGCCUUCGUCGCCGCCAUGGCCAAGCUCGGCCGCAUCGGGGUCAAGACCGGCUCCGCCGGCGAGGUGCGCCGGGUCUGCACCGCCGUCAACUAGCUAGCGUUUCCGUUCGGUCGUGUUUGUGUGCGUGUGUGUUUAGGCUUGGGUCCGUAGCUAGGCUGGUGAAUUACUUGUGAUGCAGAGCAGAUGCAGGGUGUUUUUGCCUGUGGGUGUGCGUUAGUGAGCUCAUACGCUACGUUUUGUGGUGGGAUUGUGUUAACCAUUCUUUGAUGGGGAUGUGGUAUCGAAUGGGUCUUAACGGAAA